UUGGAUGCAGUCUGCCCAGAGGGAAGCCUGAGACAUAGGUCAGUCAUCAGAGCAGGAUGUAAAUAAUAAAUCACAAGUUACGUUCGUGGGGAUUUAAAUGUAGUUAAACUGAAACUGUAAAUACCUCCUGGAUUUAGACUCGGUGAAUAAUGUGAGGACUGGAGUUUGUGAUACCAUUCUGUAACAAUGGAUAAUAAAGAAAAUGGCACCGGUUUCCCCAGCUUCAAACAGUUGGAACACUUCCUUGUAGAACAUAACUCUAAUUUUGUGUGGCUGCUUGUUGCUACCAUUCUAUCCUGUGGCUGGAUUAUUUAUUUAACAUAUUACAACUCCAGGAAUGUGGGACUGAUUUUAACAUUGAUUCUUAACAGACUGUAUAAAAAUGGCCACAUCCAUAUUGGCUCAUUUUCCUUCUCUGUGCUGUCUGGAAAGGUCAUGUUCAGGGAUAUUUAUUUCAUCAAUACGGACAUGUCUGUCAGAAUUCAGGAUGGCUUUCUUAUAUUUCGAUGGUGGAAAAUGUAUAAUCCCAAACAAAAGAAGCAUGAUCCUAAAGCAGAAACAAGACUCCACAUAACUGUGAAUGGGUUUGAAUUCCAUGUGUACAACCAAACUGACCUUUAUGCACACUUGCAAGAAAUGUUUGGGUUGGAACCAACAAUCGUUCCACCAAAAAAGGAUGAUGACAAGGAAAAAGAUGAAAGAGAAAAGACUCUUGAGAGUGUUCAAAUUAAAACCGAAACACAAGACCCGUUUUCCACAUGGAGAUCCCUCAUCCCUGUUAUCAAAGUUAACAUCAGCACUGGUCGUCUGGCCUUUGGAAAUCAUUAUCUGCCCCAGACGCUCUGUGUAAAUUUUGAUGAUGCUUUCCUGACAUACACCACCAAACCUCCUUCCAGUCACCUUGACCAGUUUAUGCACAUUUUGAAGGGGAUUUUAGAAAAUGUCCGCGUUAUGGUUGUUCCUAGUCCCAGAUAUGUUGGUCUUCAAAAUGAUGAGCCUCCAAGGUUGAUGGGGGAAGGCUUUGUGGUAAUGCAGUCUAAUGAUGUUGACAUCUACUAUUACAUGGAUGAGCCAGGGAUGGUUCCAGAAGAAAUGGAAAACAGGGAGGCAGAAGCGUGUAAUGAAGACACAAAACUUCAGGAUUUGCCUCCUUGUUGGGGGCUUGACAUUGUUUGUGGCAAAGGAACAGAUUUCAACUAUGGGCCCUGGGCUGACAGGCAGAGGGAUUGUUUAUGGAAGUUCUUCUUCCCUGCUAACUUCCAACCCAUGAAAGUCACAGAGAUUGCAAAACCAGGAAAACCCAGACAGAUCCUAGCUUUUGAGUUGCGCAUGAACAUUAUUGCAGAUGCCACAAUCGAUCUGCUCUUCACCAAAAACCGGGAGACCAAUGCUGUACAUAUAAAUGUUGGGGCUGGUUCAUAUUUGGAAGUUAAUAUCCCUAUGACUGUGGGGGAAACUGGCUAUUCACCCACAAUUAAAGGCCAGCUUUUGCAUGUGGAUACAACCAGCAGCAUGCAAUAUCGGACUCUUUUGGAGGCAGAAAUGCUAGCUUUUCAUAUCAAUGCCAGCUAUCCAAGGAUUUGGAACAUGCCACAGGCGUGGCAGUGUGAAAUUGAAGUCUACAAGGCAACAUACCAUUUCAUCUAUGCUCAGAAAAACUUUUUCACAGAUUUGUUACAGGACUGGGCUAUUGAUGGUGUUCCUGAUAUCUACUCCUUUGUCCCAUAUUCCUGGAAGUUCAAAGUCAUGUUUCACCAGUUUGAGAUGAUCUGGGCAGCAAAUCAGCACAACUGGAUAGAUUGCUCCACAAAACAGCAAGAAAAUGUUUAUCUGGCUGCCUGUGGGGAAACACUCAAUAUUGAUUUCACUCUGUCUUUUACUGAGUUUGUUCCAGCUAAGUGCAAUACCAAAUUUUCUUUAAGGGCUGAAGAUACAGAUCUCCAGUUAUCGUUGCCAGAUUGCCACCCCAGUAGAUACUCCCUUCUUACUUUGGCAAAGAAUUAUCAGCCUAACAAAAUCCCUCCUGAGGGCUGCAUUACAACUGAGAGUCAAGGGGGUGCUAAACAAGGAAAGCCAAGGUGGAGGAAUGUUACCCAUUCAGAAGAUGGCUGGGUUGAUUGCUGGACUGUACCAAGCCUGAUGCUCAUGAUUGACUACACGUGGCAUCCAAUCUAUCCUCUAAAGCAAUUGAAGCAAUCCUUGUCAGAAAUGGAUGAAUCCAUGCAUUCAGUACUCCGACCAUCACAGAAACCAGAAGACAGAAUAGCUUCCUCUCCUAACCAGACCAACAGGUUUCCUCUUGAUCCAUCAGAACUGCCACCAGAUAGAGUUCACAUAGAGCUGGAACUUUCUCCUGACUCACAAAUUACACUUUAUGGACCAAUGUUGAAAGCGCUUCUUUCUAUAAAGGAGAAUUACUUUGGGGAAGAUGACAUGUAUACUGAUUUCGAGGAGGCGGUUUCAAGCCCUGCGAUGUUACUUUCCACCUUCUCCAGCUCUGGGUGGACAACAGUGGGAGUUGAGGACCGUGAUAAGAAGGAUAAUGAAAAUGGAACCAAGCAAAUCCACCCCCUCACCCUUCGCCCCUGGGAUAUCACUGUACUCAUUAAUUUAUACAAGGUGCACGGUCGGCUCCCAGUGCACUGCAGUAGUGACGGCCCUGAAUGCCCCACAGCUUAUGUGGAGAGACUGUGCUUUGAAAUGAAAAAAGGUUACAAAGAAACAAUGCUGCAGCUUGUGCUGUCCCCAGUACAAAUCUUCAUGAGCGACAUCUAUCAGAGGCUGGCAACUGAUGGAGUACUCCGAGAAGGCCACAUCAGUCUAUCGGGGCUACAGCUCAGGGCACACGCAAUGUUUUCAGUUGAGGGCUUACCUUUGGGAAGUGAUUCGCUAGAAUAUGCCUGGUUGAUUGAUGUACAGGCUGGAGCUUUGACAGCUAAAGUGACAGUUCCACAGCUGGCAAGCCUGUUGGAGUGGGGAGAGACAUUUGUUUUCCAUGUGGCAUCUCGUGAGUUUGAGCUUGAAAGACCAAAGUCUCUUGUAAUCUGUCAACAUGGAGUAAAUCGCAGCUUCUGCGAGGCCAAGCUGACGUGUGUCCCUGGGCCAUGUCGGACUUCAGAAGACGUGAAGUACACCAUGACCCGACUUGCUGUAGAUGGUGUAGAUCUAUUUGUUGUGGAACAUGGAUGCGCAGCCAACAUUAAGACAAGUGCCAUUCGCUUUGCCAAUUGUAACCUCCAUAACCAAGCAGUAGGAGAAGGAAUAAGUGCUGUGGUUCAAGAUUUCCAUAUAAGGCAAUACAUUGAACAGCAGGAUAACUGCAGACUGGGAGUUCAGCCCUCAGUUUUGCACAGAUCCUACUGGCUGGAGGCAGGUUCUGUCAACUUUGGACUGAUAACCACGGAUGUGGCCCUGGCAGCAGACCAUCCCUCCAAACAUGAAAUUCAAAGACUGUUCUUAGAAAUGCAUGACAACAGGACUAAAAGGCUCUGGUUUCUUUGGCCAGAAGAUGUUAGGAAUAAGAGAAGCAGGAAUAAGUGUGGCUGUUUAGGAGGGUGUCAUUUUUUUGGAGGCACUGCUGCAGCAGUGGACUUUUUCAAGCUUGAUGAGAUGAUGCCCUCCAGAAGCUCUGAUUUUUCCAGCUCCAGUGCAGGCUCCAUGUGCUAUGGACAGUCCCUGCUGCAGCCUGCAGAGUGGAUUAUCACUAAGGAGGCACCCAAACUCCCAGAGGGUAAGCCAAGUGGAACAGAGAGAAAAGAGUGGGAUACACGAUCGUUGGGAGCUGACCUUGAGAAGAAAGGUCAGGUCCUGAACCUGCAGGUUCCACUGCACUCUCAUAGCUCCACCUCAUCUUGUGAUGAGAACAGCAGUUCCAGUGCAGCACUCCCUGUGCUGUCCAGCAAGAAAGACAGCCCAUUUCCCUGCACUGAUGAUCACAUUGAGCAUUUGGUUUUCACACCUGGGUCGAAACCACAGGAUGUCAGUGGAGAGGUUCUUGCUGAAGCUCCAGAGAGCACUCCUGUCUCCCCCAGCAGCACCCAGGAGAGAUCUUCGCUAUGCUCUCCCCAGAAGCACCAGGCCUCUGUCAGUUCUACUUGUCUGGGAAGCACUAAGAGCCUGUCAGCAGCUAUCUUUAGUGAGAAGCAGCCCCCCCCAGCUGGAGUGCAGUUUAGCAGCGAUGUGACCCACAGCAAUGAAAAUGUAUUGGAUUCACUCUGGGAGAGGAGGAGCUUUGGUUCCUUCCCCUUCACCCCCUCAGCAGACAUCUUCAACCAGUACCGCUCCAUGGACUCCAGUAUGUCGAUGGCCGACAGCGAAGCCUACUUCUCUGCAGCAGAGGAGUUUGAGCCUAUCGGCACUGAUGAAUGCCCAGUGACCUACCCUGGGAGGAACAAGAAAAAGAAACGUGCCCAGCAGAUCAACUACAGCAGGAGCUCCAUUUACCACAGCGCUGAGGGGCCACUGACAUAUGUCCUCAAUAGGGAGACCAAUCAAGAUCCCAUCUCCACGCACCCUUCUCGGGCAUCCUUUGUUUCCGCACUAGGGGUGGAGGAAGAAUCUGCUGAGCAUGUCCACUCUGUGGAAAUGGAAAACAUCCCAGAGGUUGGCCAGAUGACAUCCCAGCCACAAGUAAUGGACUGCUACCAGAACUACCUUUCUCGUUACCAGAUGUUUAACUGGUCGGCUAAACAGCCAACCAACAAAAGAACCUCCAAAUCUUCUUUACAUCGGCCACUGGAUGUUGACACACCAACCAGCGAGGAGAGUUCCUCUUUAUUUGACCAGCUUUCCAUACCAAUGUUUACGAUUGUGAAGCAUGGCCUUGCUGCUAAUUAUUUACUGGACAGAGGUGUUCCACCCAUGGGAUCAUCAUCGAGCACAUCUUACACUCCAUUAGAAAAGAAGGCUACGGAAAACACUGAUGAUGAAACAGUCACUGAAGACUGGACUUUGGAUCAGCCUCUGUCCCAGACAAGAACCACUGCCAUAGUAGAAGUGAAGGGUGCUGUGGAUGUUGUCUUGACACCUCUCGUGGCCGAGGCUUUGGACAGGUACAUUGAGGCAAUGGUUCAUUUUGCAAGUAACCGGCAUCCUGCUUCCAUAGUGGAUGAUCUGCAUGGCAAGGUGCUAAGUGAGGCAUAUCAGAUCAGCAAAUCCACUGUCUUUGACUCAGGUUCUACAAAACAUGAAUCCAGGGGAUCGAAGAUCGAGAGUGCUGCACCUGGAUCUACAAACUUGGGAAACAAGCAAACUGACUUGUCAGCAAAACAGGAUAAAGUGAAAAUUAAAGGUCUCCAGGCCAACGUUUCUAUACCGAAGGUAAACCUGUGCCUACUUCAAGCAUCUAUUAAGGAAGGUUCUCCUUCGAACUCAAGUAAAAAUGUGACUCGCGUUUCCCUUGUGGCAUUGUGUUUCGAUAGAAUCGCUACACAAGUCCGAAUGAAUAGGGGUGUUGUAGAAGAAGGACCAAAUAACACAGAACAUGGCAGGCCGUCUGUGUCCUUUGAGAAAUAUGCAUCUGCCACUAAAAUGCAGCCCCAGUCCUCUGGUUCCCUGAGGUCAAACGCAGGGAUUGAGAAUGGGAAAGAGAUUGCAGCCAAGCUCAAUAUUCAUCGCAUCCACGGCCAACUGAGAGGUCUCGACACUUCAGACAUGGGCACCUGUGCAAUAACUGCCAUUCCAUUUGAGAAGUCCAAAGUGCUGUUUAGUCUUGAGGAGCUGGAUGAGUUUACCUUGGUGGAUGAGACUGAUCCACAGGGGGGUUCUGAUCUAACACGAACAUCAGCCAGCCUGGAGAAAUGGGGAUGGAUCAUGUUUGAGUGUGGCAUUGAAAAUGUGACAGUGAAAGGAGGAAGACAGUCAGGGGCUAUUUUAUACAAUGGCUUGCUGAAGUCAAAUGGGUCUUCUGGCUCACAGACUGGCAGUGGCUACAGCACCGAUUUGUCUGAAGAUAACCUACCACAAGACGGGCCAAGUCCGUCCUCAGAUGUCAGUGGGAAUUCAGACUCAGAUGAGCAGGAUGAAGGUGCAGAAUCUGAUGAUUUGAAGAAAGAUUUGCCGCUCUUGUCGCCACCUCCUGACUCCAGCAGCAUGAAGCUCAUGAUAACAGAAAUCUGGUUGAGUUUUGCAGCUCCAACAAAUGUGCGCUCACCAGCCCAGGCAUUCUCAAGGCAGCUGAAUCUUCUAAGCACAGCAACCCCUGGUAUUGGGGCGUGGCUGGUUCCAGUUGACCAGCUGAAAUCCUCUCUGAAUAAGCUGGAGACUGAAGAAACUCUUAGAGUGUGCGCAGUGAUGGGCUGCAUUAUGACUGAGGCUUUAGAGAAAAAGAGUAUUCACAUUCCUCUGAGAAGCAAGUACAACAGAGUUACUAAACGGGCACGUUGUCUCCAGGAAAAUCCUUCCUGUUUACUGUGUAAUAUUCUGCAUCGCUAUCUACAGCUGGCAGACUACUCCAUUAUUGAAGAAGCCACCAUGAAUGACGGCCUUCCUGCUCUGGUGACUUUAAAGAAAGGUUUGGUGGCCUUGGCCAGGCAAUGGAUGAAGUUCAUUGUGGUCACUCAAGGGUUUAAAGCGAUUGGGUUACUCAGGCCAACACAGUUGGCCAAGUCUCAGGAACAGUCGCAGCAUGCAUAUGAGAUUGGCCAGGGACUGGACAAUGGGGGAGGCUUACAGAGCGACACCAGUGCUGAUGGGGCUGAAUUUGACUUUGAUGCAGCUACAGUAAGUGAACACACAAUGCUGUUAGAAGGGACCAGUGCUCGCCCUCUGCCUGCAGGUGUUACCUCAGGCCCAGUCAGCGGCUCUGAGAUUAUGAGAAAACUCUCCAAGUCUCAUAACCACACAGAAUCUCCUCUUAAAAUAAAGGGUAUCCAUCCAUACCAAUCUCUUAGUUACACUAGUGGAGAUACAGCCACAGAUUCCCCUACCCAUGUCAGCCAGACUGGGUUGCCAGUGAAGGACAGUCCGAGAAAGGAGAGCCUCCUCAGCUACCUUACAGGAAGCUACCCCAGUCUGCACAACCUCCUGGAAGCAACCCCGCAGAGAAUCGCCACAGGCGGGAAAAGCAGCUCACUCACCAGGACAGCUAACAACGUUGCUCCAGAUAUGCUGACAGAGCACCCGUUGUUAUCUGAGCCAUCUUCUGUGAGCUUCUAUAAUUGGAUGUCAAAUGCUGUGGGUAACAGUGGAAGUGUGGUACAGGAGUCUCCUGUCACAAGAAUAGAGCACAAUAGCCUUCAAACAGGUGUUACAUAUAACCUUCCUACAAUACAGUCUGCUUCAGACUUUAAUACUGUACUGUCCAGUGAUCAACACACCCUAGGUGGCACCCAUUCUCAGCACAGUACCAGCCAGGAUGAUAUCGCUGUUCUAGAGGAAAUUAAUCAGGGACCCCUAGCAGUACAGUUGGCUGAUGCACAGGUUGUAUUUAAACCCUUGCUAAGCCACACCGGUAUUCAGUCUCAAGAUACUGCACCACUAAGAUACAGAAUGUAUUUUGGCGAGCAUCUUUCAUUUUCUGGAACUCUGGAAUGCCUCCGAGCAGAUAUUGUCGACUCAGAUACAUCCAAGGAGAGAAAAAAGAAGAAAAGAUCAAAAAGACAGGGGGCAGUGAACCUUCCUCCUUUGGACUUCAAGCCUGCCCUGAUGUUUGAAACCUUCAGUAUUAAUGCUGUAGUAAUGGAGAAAUCCAUAAGCACUCCCCAAAACUCCACCAGUGCACUUUCUUUCCAUGACUUCAACAGACGGCAUUACAAUACCUUCCACUGUAACUUCACAUUAUCUUGCCAGUCUCUCAGCCAACAUGUCGACAUGGCACUAGUCCGGCUCAUACACCAGUUUAGCACCAUGAUUGAUGACAUCAAAGCCACCCAGACUGACAUCAAGCUGAGCAGGUACACUGCAGGAUCCGCAUCUCCCACCCCAACCUUCAAAACCCGAAAUCACAGGGAAAUACGCUUCUCAGACUUCAGCCGCAGCUCGAGGGGCAGCAAAGGAAACAAUAAGAAGAACUAUUGUGCAGGGAAUGAGAAUAAUAAGAAAGAACCACGCAACAAAAACUCGCUGGGCCGCUUGGAGAGGAGGACCUCCAAGCUGUCUCAGAAAGGGUCCAGGGAGGCGGCUAAUCACAUGACCAUCCAGAUGGAUGACUCUGAUUCCAUUACUGUCUCUGAGCAGAGCGAGACUUCUGCAGAGUGCUGGCAGAACAUGUAUAAACUGCUUAACUUUUACUCACUCAUCUCUGAUCCAGCUGGCAUUCUGGAAAAGGCCUCCCCCGGCGUCCCAACAGAUGGUGGUCGGAGCUCUUCAGAAUCAACAUGUAGAGUAGUCUUUGAAAAUGAGAGGGGUAGCUCCAGUCCAGACAACCUGCAAACGAAGAGGAACCUGGUCAGCACAGAGCCCCAGCAUGUCACUCUGGUAGUGUUUGGGAUAGGUAUGGUGAACAGCACUCACCUUGAGGCUGACAUUGGAGGCUUAACGAUGAAAGCAGAUCUAAAAAAAAUCCAUGGCAGCUUCACAUUGAAAGAAAAAAUGAAAGAUAUUUUGCACCAAAAGAUGACAGAGACAUGUGCCUCUGCUCACAUUGGUGGGGUUAAUAUAGUGUUGUUGGAAGGAGUCACACCAACUAUUCAAACUGUAGUAAAAUGCAACAUUGCCAAAUCUCAGGCACUGUAUAGUGCCCAGAGAGGACUGAAAACAAACAAUGCAGCUGUUUUCAAAGUGGGCACCAUCCUUAUUAACAUCCCUCAGCACCCUGCUACCCUGCACAGUAUGAUGGUGCGCAGCUCCCAUCAGCUCUCCAAGCAGAUCUCAGACCUCAUUCGACAGCCAUCCACAGUGCCUCAGCCUCCAGGGGAAGAUGUUUCAACUCCCCAUUCUUCUGAAAAGACCACCUCAAGUGUUAACCAGACCCCAAUCGAAGCCAAUGAGUUUCCACAGCUGCCAGAGGGCUUGGAAAAGAAGCCAAUAGUUCUUAAAUUCAGUGCCAUGUUAGAUGGUAUCACAAUAGGAGCAGCAUUGUUGCCAUCGCUUAAAGCAGAAUACAGAAUGGGCCAAAUGAAAAGCCAUGGAGUGACAGGUGCACAAACAAGGUUUACAUUUGAGCUGCCCAAUCAUAAACUGCAAUUUCAAUCUAAAGUAUCACCGGUUGAUAUGUCGUCAAUGCCUCCUUCAGCCAGUUUAAAUCUGCCACCAGUUACCAUGUCUGGAGAAUAUAUAAUGGAAGAACAUGAUAGCCAUUCUGAUCAGCCUUGGAGUGCAGAUAACUUUCCAUCCAAACGGGGCAACUACCUCCAAGGAAACUACCUGCACUGUGUGGCUGAGAUUGGUUCGUUUGAGCACAACCUGACAACAGAUCUGUUAAACCACCUGGUAUUUCUGCAGAAGGUGUUCAUGAAGGAAGUGAAUGAAGUGAUACAGAAGGUUUCAGGAGGAGAACAGCCUAUACCUCUUUGGAAUGAACAUGACAUUUCAGCUGAUGUAGAUAAACCCAAAAUCCUGUUAUAUUCGUUGAACCUCAUGUUUAAGGGUAUUCAGGUUACUGCUACAACUCCAUCCAUGAGGGCAGUGAGAUUUGAGACCGGUCUUAUUGAGCUGGAGCUCUCCAACAGGAUCCAGUGUAAAGCUAAGCCUGGAAGCAGCAGCUACCUGAAACUUUUUGGGAAAUGCCAAGUGGACCUGAAUCUGGCAUUGGGGCAAAUUGUUAAACAUCAGGUUUAUGAAGAAGCUGGUUCAGACUUCCACCAGGUAGCUUAUUUCAAAACAAGGAUCGGCCUAAGAAACGCUCUUCAGGAGGAAAUCAGCUACUCAUCUGAUAAAGAAGCUGUGCUUAUCACUCUGAACAGGCCUAUAGUAUAUGCACAGCCUGUGGCAUUUGAUAGAGCUGUGCUUUUCUGGCUGAACUACAAGGCUGCAUAUGACAAUUGGAAUGAACAGCGAUUGGCGUUGAAUAAAGACAUUCAUGUGGCUACAAAAGAAGUGGUGGAUAAGUUACCUGGGAUCCAGCAAACUUCUGCUCAGGCUUUCAGUACACUGUUCCUUCAGCUAACUGUAAACGAUUUAGGGAUCUGUUUACCCAUCACAAACUCUUCACAGAUGUUUUCUCCCCAGUCCCAGGCCAAUCACAGCAUUGAUUUAGAUAUGGGCUCAGCAUUGGUUCUCACCAUUGAGAGCACUCUGAUCACUGCCUGCUCCUCAGAGUCUCUGGUCAGCAAAGGUCACUUUAAAAACUUCUGCAUACGAUUUGCUGAGGGCUUCGAAACAACUUGGGAUGACUGGAAACCAGAAGCGAGGGGAGAUGUGGUCAUAAAUGCUUGUGUGGUACCAGAUGGCACAUAUGAAGUUUGUUCUAGAACCACUGGGCAACAGUCAGCAGAGAGCAGUAGUGCUGGAACCUGGACCCUGAAUGUGUUGUGGAAGAUGUGUGGAAUCGAUGUCCAUAUGGAUCCCAACAUCGGAAAGAGAUUGAAUGCUCUUGGUAACACACUCACUUCCCUGACUGGUGAGGAGGACGUGGAUGAUAUUGCUGACCUGAACUCCAUCAAUAUGGCUGACAUCUCGGAUGAGGAUGAACCCAACAUCAUGUCACCCACCAUCCAUGCAAAUACAGAAGGACCUACUAUAACUGGAUUGGACUGCACUAGACUUACAUUUCGGAAACGGCUUGUUAACCAUCUGCUUGGUGCGAGUCCUAAAAGCCAGAGAAAUUCAGUUCCUGCAGAGUUUCCCAGUGAUUGCGACAGUUCUCAUUCUAGCAGAUCCAGCUCCAAAUCAUCCAGGCCUCUCUCCUGGGGAUGUGAACUAAUUGAACAUCGGCGCCAGGGAUCAACUGGGGGCCCGAUAAUUGAAGGACGAGGAAGGAAGUUCUCGAAACGCCUAGUGGACAUCAGAGAACUGAACGAGCAGGCUAAAGUUAUUGAUGACCUAAAAAAAUUAGGGGCAAGUGAAGGGACCAUAAACCAAGAAAUCCAACGCUAUCAACAGCUUGAGUCUGUAGCAGUGAAUGAUAUCCGGAGGGAUGUUCGAAAAAAGCUGAGGAGAUCCAGCAUGAGGGCAGCUUCUUUGAAAGACAAAUUGAGUCUAGGAUACAAACCCAGUAAUAGUAGGUCAAAAAGUAUAUCAGCUACUGGGAGACCUCCACUGAAGAGGACGGAAUGCACAAGCUCUCGAAGAGGAGAUGGUGAAGACCUGCCAGAAAUCCAUGUAGAUGCCAGCUCCCCUGGACCACGAGUGACCUUCAACAUACAGGACACGCAGUCCUGCAGCCCUGGUGACAAAUGUUUCAAGUUUCCGGAGGAGACAGAAAUGGACCUGUUGUCAGUCACGAUUGACAGCCCACCUCAUUUUCCAUCUGUUAGUGAAGGAUCGUGUUCAGUGUUCAGUACACCCAACACUCCGGUUGUCUUCUCUCCAACCAUUCCCUUCCAGCACGAAGAUAGCAGGCAAGACGACAGCCUGUCAUCGUCCAGCGAUGACUCUGACAAAAAGGAGGAUUUUGACAGGGAGAGACCCUACUAUUACGGAACACCGCAAACUUCACGCAAAAAAUCCUCGGGAUUUGCUGCUAUGAGCCAACUUAUCAGUGAUGGCUGGUCGGGAACACCUGCCAACAAAAGCGUUGUGAGUGCAACUAUUGAGAGAAACAUAGAUUUUCAGCUGGAUAUUCGGGUCGAGAUCGACAGUGGGAAAUGCGUGCUGCAUCCAACUACUCAGCCACCAGAACAUGAUGACAUAAGCCUGCAAAGGAGUUAUGACCGAAGUUUAAGGAGCUUGGAUCAGGAGUCUCCACCAAAAAAGAAGAAACUUCAGCCAACUUAUUCAUCAGCUACACAUUUGCUGUCUGGAAAGAAAGUGCCAUCUUCUCAACAGACCAAGUCAAGUGAUUUUGAGACUACAGUGUUUUAUAUACCUGGAGUAGAUGUAAAGUUGCACUACCAUUCUAAGACUGUGAAGACAGAAUCACCAAAUGCUUCCAGAGGAUCCUCUUUGCCAAGAACCUUUUCCAAAGAGUCCAAACUGUAUGGUAUGAAAGAUAGCAGCACUGCCCCUCCUCCCACUACAACCCAAAGCAAGACUAACAUGCUUCUUCCUCCCCCACCUAUUCCAGCAGCCAAAGGCAGAGGAGGCGUAGGGGUGAAAGCAGCUAAGUUGUAUGCAUGGGUGGCACUGCAGACUCUACCAGAGGAGAUGGUCAUCAGCCCAUGCUUUCUGGACUUUCUUGAGAAAGCCUUGGAAACCAUACCAAUAACUCCGAUUGAGAGGAACUACACAGCUAUCAGCUCUCAGGAUGAAGAUAUGAGUCAGUUUGACCCUGCUGAUCAGCUGGAGGAGUCCACCACAUCCCUGGUCUCAUCCUCAACAUUGGCUUACUCCUCGUUUCCUGUCGAUGUGGUGGUUUAUGUGAGGGUGCAGCCAUCUCAGAUCAAAUUUAGCUGCCUGCCUAUGUCGAGAGUGGAGUGCAUGUUGAAGCUGCCUUCCUUGGACCUGGUGUUCUCCUCAAACCGAGGAGAGCUGGAGACUCCAGCCACUACUCACACAGCAGAUGGGGUGCCCCCUGCUGGCCCCACCACCCCCCUCGUUCAGAACGUGCUAAAGACUGCAGCCAAUAAAGGUCCCUCCCCAGGACUUGGAAGUCCUCUUGGCAGAACCAGGCACUGCAGCAGCCAGUCAGACCUGGCCACUUCCAACGCUAGUUCAUCAGGACUGAGUUUCACAGCCUGUAUGUCAGACUUCUCACUCUAUGUGUUCCAUCCCUACGGAGCAGGAAAACAAACAUCAGUUGUUGCUGGCCUUCCUGGUUCAGGCCCACUAGGUGCUGUGGAUGAAGAGACCUCUUCUGUCACGGGUCGUAAAGACUCCCUGAGCAUCAACCUGGAGUUUGUGAAAGUGAGCCUAUCCAGGAUGAGGCGCUCCGGGGGCGCUAUCUUUAUUGAGAGCAUGAUGCCAGGGAAAGGGGGCAAGAUUGAGACCACUUUAAUUAACAUCUCAGCUGUAUGUGACAUCGGUUCAGCUUCCUUUAAAUAUGAUAUGAGGAGGCUAAGUGAGAUCCUGGCCUUUCCACGAGCUUGGUACAGGAGGAGCAUUGCGAGACGCCUCUUUUUAGGUGAUCAGACAAUAAAUUUGGCAGCUUCAGGGCCUGCAACACCAGACUCUGUUGAAGGAGUCAAUCAGCACCUUUCUCCUGAGUCAACCCGUAAAGCCUACUGUAGGACAUGGGACCAGACCUCCCAGUCAGCCUCUUACCAACACAGGACACAGUUGCCUAAUGUGUUCAGCGAGCAUGCCCUGAACAACAGCAUGUCUCCAGGGGGGAUUUCCCACAGCCUCAAGUCUCCUGCUGUAUCCCACUCCAGGAGUGUCUCGGACUCCUCUGCACCAAGAGAUUCCAUCGCUAAAACGUCCACACCAUCAUUUAACAAGGCUAGUAAGAUUGCCACCCAGCAGGGCUCGCCCUGGGAGACGCUGGUUGUGUUUGCUAUUAAUCUGAAGCAGCUGAAUGUACAAAUGAACAUGAGCAACAUAAUGGGGAACAACACUUGGACUACUAGUGGUUUGAAAAGCCAGGGCCGGCUCUCAGUGGGCAGCAACAGAGACCGGGAGAUCAGCAUGUCAGUUGGCUUGGGAAGGUCAAAGCUGGACUCCAGAGGAGGUGUUGUGGGGGGCAAUAUUGAUGUUAAUACUCUGGAGAUGGUUGUGCAUAUCUCUGAACAUCCAAACCAGCAGCCUAGCCAUAAAAUCCAAAUCACCCUCGGCUCCACUGAGGCUCGCGUUGACUAUAUGGGCUCGAGUAUCCUGAUGGGGAUUUUCAGCAAUGCGAAUCUCCAGCUGCAAGAUGAAUGGAAAGUCAAUCUGUAUAAUACCGUGGAAACAAGCUUGUCAGAGAAAAGUGAAAUCUUUGUCCACGGGGAUCUACAGUGGGACAUCUUCCAGGUUAUAAUAUCUAGAUCUACCACUCCAGACCUGAUUAAGAUUGGUAUGAAACUUCAAGAGUUCUUCACCCAGCAGUUUGAUACUAGCAAGCGGGCUUUGUCAACCUGGGGUCCUGUCCCAUAUAUACCUCCCAAAGCACCAGUCAUUAAUGUUGGAAAAGGUUCAAAUGAACAAUCCAUGGAUGCAUCUCACCACCGUCACUGGCCAGGGGUUUUGAAGGUGAUCGCUGGAUGCCACAUAUCCCUGUUUCAGAUGCCUUUGCCAGAAGAUGCUGUUCAGUUGGGUGGAUCUAUGAGCCUCCAUGGGAACCACAUGACACUAGCCUGUUUCCAUGGGCCUAAUUUCAGGUCCAAGUCCUGGGCUCUCUUUCACCUGGAAGAACCCAACAUUGCAUUUUGGACUGAGGCUCAGAAGAUAUGGGAAGAAGGUUCUAGUGAUGAUUCAACAUACAUUGUGCAGACACUAGACUUUCAUUUGGGUCACAAUACUAUGGUCACUAAACCUUGUGGAGCCUUGGAAAGCCCUAUGGCUACCAUCACCAAAAUAACCAGACAGCGUCAUGAAAACCCACCACAUGGAGUAGCAAGUGUCAAAGAGUGGUUUAACUAUGUGACUGCCAUGAGAAAUGAAGAGCUAAACCUCCUCCGAAAUGCUGAUGCGAACAACACAGAGAGUGAAGUAGCAGCCAAAAGCUCCAGCCUGCUGAGUGGAUUCCGAGGAGGGUUGAGCUACAGCCAUGAGACUGAGACUAUCUUCGCUCUGCCAAGAAUGCAACUGGACUUCAAAUCAAUUCAUGUACAGGAACCAGAGGAGCCUGCAUUACAGGAAUCCAGCAGCAAGCCAAAGGUGGAGUGCAGUGUUGUGACAGAAUUUACUAAUCACAUAUGUGUUACUAUGGAUGCAGAGCUGAUUAUAUUUCUGCAUGACCUGGUGUCUGCCUACCUGAAAGAAAAAGAAAAAGCCCUCUUCGCUCCUCGCUUGUUUACGACUCGACAAGGGCAAAGGAGUCCCACCGUCAUACACAAUGAGAAUUCUAGUGUGAAAGACAAGGAGGAGGCUAUUAACUACGCCACAGUGGACUGGAGAGAGUUUAUGUGCAAUACAUGGCAUCUUGAGCCUACACUGAGAUUAAUUUCCUGGACUGGGAGAAAGAUUGACCCAGUAGGAGUGGACUACAUUCUCCAGAAGCUGGGAUUCCAUCAUGCCAGGACCACAAUUCCAAAGUGGCUUCAGCGAGGAGUCAUGGAUCCCCUGGAUAAGGUUCUCUCAGUCCUGAUCAAAAAGCUGGGCACCACACUUCAAGAUGAAAAGGAAAAAAAAGGCAGAGACAAGGAGGAGCAUUAACAUACCUACUGAUUUUACCUUCAGUUCUUUGACACUUUAUGAAUUAAAAAGGUAUUACCUUGCAGUGGGAAAUGCUAUGUAAAAAGAGAUGAGGUAUAUAUGAAAAAACAAACGCUGGAUAUGGCUACCGUUACUUUUACGUUGACACACUAUUAUUCCUGUGUAAAUGUACGAGUGUCAGUGUAGCUGUUUACUGUGGAGUAUGCUGCUACCGUGUAUUGAUUUUUAAAAAAGUACUACACAUUUAUUGUGGUACUCUAUAUUUUGGAGAAAAAAAAAUAUGUAGUAUUAAAUUGUUUAAUUUCUGCUGAGCAUUCCAUUUUUAAAUGAUUAAGUGAAAUAGACUUAAUGUCUAUAAAACACUGCUGAUUCUUCAAUGUCAAUUUCAUUUCUUA
This is a messenger RNA of Polyodon spathula (Mississippi paddlefish), 15665 nucleotides long. RefSeq names its product transmembrane protein KIAA1109-like. Gene Ontology annotation, biological process: synaptic vesicle endocytosis. The transcript has 86 exons. The record is from RefSeq and is a predicted model, not a curated record. The coding region runs from base 187 to 15270 and encodes 5027 amino acids. NCBI's taxonomy places the organism in Eukaryota, Metazoa, Chordata, Actinopteri, Acipenseriformes, Polyodontidae.